Messenger RNA from Acromyrmex echinatior (Panamanian leafcutter ant), 1990 nucleotides. Its product is annotated as cytochrome P450 6k1. Lineage: Eukaryota; Metazoa; Arthropoda; Insecta; Hymenoptera; Formicidae. Gene Ontology annotation, molecular function: monooxygenase activity; oxidoreductase activity, acting on paired donors, with incorporation or reduction of molecular oxygen; iron ion binding. The record is from RefSeq and is a predicted model, not a curated record.
AUCUUGUUUAAGAAAUAUUGCCUAAAAACGAAGUAGUAUUAGUGUCUUUUUUUUAUAGUAUGCGAUAUAUAUUAGCGAUAAGAUAUGUCGAAAAUUAUAUUAAUUACAUACAUAAAAUAAGAAAAAAACAUAAUUCACUCGAUAGUCAAAAUUAAGUGAUAAGGAAAGAAAGAACGAGAAAAGAAAAAAUGUUAAUUAGAUAUUAUAUCAAGACAGAUAUUACAUCAAGAUAAAUAGUAUAAUAAAUAGCCACGGCAGUAUCGCUGCGCGUAUUACUUAUACUCUAACUUAACGCCGAAUCACUACCAGUGUUUCUAGAUAUUAUACUCAAUAUAAAUAUUCAGACAUCGACAUAUCCUUUGCGUUUUCCUGUUAGCGCUGAAUAUAACACGAACUCUCAUCAUUUGUAGAAGCUGUGAAAUGGCGCUCAUAACAGACUGCUGGGCCCUGGAUGGCAUAAUAAUUAUAACAAUUCUAAUUAUAAUCGCCUACCUUUACAUGACUCGCAAUUUUAAAUAUUGGAAAAAACGGGGUGUGUUAGAAAUAACGCCAAUACCUUUCAUGGGCAAUUUUAUGGAAUGUCUAUUUCUAAAGAAAACCCCGCUAUAUUUCCUAAAAGAACUAUAUGACCAAGCGAAGGAUGAACCUUAUGUAGGUUUCUACAUUCUGGACAAACCUAUCUUAUUGCUUCGCGAUCGCGAAAUCAUUAAGAACAUCUUGAUAAAAGACUUUAGUAUCUUCUAUGAUCGAUACGCCACGGGUAAUCCAAAAGACCGUAUUGGAUACACCUCUCUCUUUUCAAUUAAUAAUCCUGCUUGGAAAAUUUUAAGAACAAAAUUAUCACCAUUCUUUACUUCUGGUAAACUGAAAAAAAUGUUUGGUUUAAUGCUAGAAUGUGGGAAUCAUUUAGAUGAGUAUCUCGACUCCUUAAAGUUAGAUGGUAAGGGGCAAAUAAUAGAGAUGAUAGAUGUGAGCGCUAAAUUAACAAUGGAUAUGAUCAGCAGCACUACUUAUGGACUCAAUGUGAACACGUUCAAAAAUCCAAACCUCGAUUUUUUCAAAUAUGGCAAGAAGAUAUUUAUAAAUAAUUAUCUGCGCGGUUUAGAGAUACUUGCAAUGUUCUUCCUUCCAAACAUAACUCGUAUAGCUGGUCUAAAAUUCUUCGGUACAGAGAGUACCGCUUUUUUGCGCAAAUUUUUCUGGGAAACAAUGACUAAACGUAUGGAAUCCGGCGAGAAAAGACACGAUCUUAUUGAUAUUCUAAUCGAACUCAAGAAAAACAAUCAUGAUUAUAAAAUUGAAGGCUUUGAAUUCGAUGAGGAUGUUCUCAUGGCGCAAGCAGUCAGUUUCUUCUCAGCCGGUUUCGAUACGACCUCACAGCCUAUUAUUUUCACGUUGUAUGAACUCGCAUUACAACCUGACAUUCAGAACACCCUAAGAAAAGAAAUACACCAAGCGCUCAACAAUUUCGAUGGAAAAAUUACAUUCGACAUGAUCAUGUCGCUACCGUACAUGAAUAUGGUGAUAUCGGAAACUUUAAGAAAAUAUCCUCCAUUGGGAUUUCUGAAUCGCAAGACAAUGGAGACUUACCAAAUACCGAAUUUUAAUCUCGUACUUGAGAAGGAUACGCCGGUUUAUAUCCCAAUGUUUGCUCUACAUUACGAUCCGGAAUAUUUUCCCAAUCCAGAAAAAUUCGAUCCAGAGCGAUUCAAUGAGGAGAACAAACGUAAUAUGCCUUUAUGCGUUUACUUCCCUUUUGGAGACGGUCCACAUAAGUGCAUAGGUAAUCGCUUUGCACUGUUAAUGAUAAAACUGGCGCUCAUUAAAAUAUUGAACAAGUAUGAAGUAACACCAUGCGAAAAAACUACGAUACCAGUGAUCAUUGAUCCAGUAAUAACUUUGACAGCACCGUUAAAUAAAGUAAUAUAUCUCAACAUGCGAAAAGCUAAUAUUGUUACUGAUUAAAAUUUGACAAAAUAUUAUUGAUAUA